Molecule: messenger RNA, 1348 nt
Organism: Aureobasidium musti
Lineage: Eukaryota; Fungi; Ascomycota; Dothideomycetes; Dothideales; Saccotheciaceae
Source: the annotation of a GenBank genome assembly
AUAUAACAUGGCCGAAGGAAAGACUCCUCAUUUCGAGACCUUGCAAUUGCAUGCUGGUAAGGAGGCAUGGCCAUUGUAUANNUCCUACAUUUUCAACGAUUCUGCCCAUGGAGCUCGCCUGUUCGGCCUCAAGGAGGCAGGCAACAUAUACAGCCGAAUAAUGAACCCGACCGUCGAUGUUUUCGAGAAGCGUAUGGCCGCAUUAGAGGGAGGUGUUGCAGCUGUCGCAGCAUCGUCUGGUCAAUCAGCUCAAUUUAUGGCGAUUGUAGCACUCGCCCAUGCGGGUGACAACAUUGUCUCGACUUCGAACUUGUACGGUGGAACCUACAACCAGCUCAGGNUGUUCUUGCCGCGAUUAGGCAUCACGACAAAGUUUGUGAACGGUGAUAAGGCAGAGGACUUCAAGAAGGCUAUCGAUGACAAGACUAAAGCUGUCUACGUCGAGAGCAUUGGAAACCCGCGAUAUAAUGUGCCAGACUUCGAGACUAUCGUCAAGAUCGCACAUGAGGCUGGUGUUCCAGUUAUCGUCGACAACACAUUUGGUGCAGGUGGAUACUUCUGCCGACCAAUUGACCACGGAGUCGACAUUGUCGUUCACAGCGCGACCAAAUGGAUCGGUGGACAUGGCACCACUGUUGGAGGCGUGGUGAUUGAUGCUGGUCGCUUUGACUGGGGUACUCCACAGGCUCGCAAACGAUUCCCACAGAUGAGCGAGCCUUCGGAAGGGUUCCACGGCCUCAAGUUCUGGGACACUUUUGGCAAGCUUGCUUUCAUCGUGCGAGUUCGUGUUGAGAUCCUUCGGGAUGGUGGUAUGGCUCUCAACCCCUUUGCCGCCCAGCAGUUGCUUCUAGGUAUCGAAACUUUGAGUCUGAGGUGCGAGAGACAUGCACAGAAUUCGCUUGCACUGGCUCAAUGGCUAGAGAAGAACGAACACGUUUCUUGGGUCAGCUAUCCUGGUCUUCCAAGCCACGCCAGCCAUGAAUUGGCAAAGAAAUACCUACCGAGAGGUUUUGGAGGUGUGCUUUCGUUUGGUGUGAAAGGUGAUGCCGACGCCGGUAACCAGGUUGUCGAUGGCUUCAAGCUGAUUUCAAACCUCGCAAACGUUGGUGAUGCAAAGACACUUGCAAUUCGUAAUACCACUCACGAGCAGUUGAGUGAUGAGGAAAAGAUCAGUAGUGGAGUCACUGAGGAUCUGAUCAGGAUAUCCGUCGGCAUCGAGCACAUUGACGAUAUCAUUGCCGACUUCGAACAGUCAUUCGAGGCCUCGAAGGCUGCAACUAAGGGUAAAGAUCAUCCUGAAAAUGCUGAUAAGGAACCCGAUGCGGAUGAACCCACAAGACUUGAAGUU